Messenger RNA from Aspergillus novofumigatus IBT 16806, 927 nucleotides. RefSeq lists its product as uncharacterized. The transcript has a single exon. Bases 185 to 751 code for a protein of 188 amino acids. The record is from RefSeq and is a predicted model, not a curated record. Lineage: Eukaryota; Fungi; Ascomycota; Eurotiomycetes; Eurotiales; Aspergillaceae.
GGCACCACUGUCUGGAGAUCAGCAAACAGGUCAUCCCAAGGUUCGUUGUUUAGGUGGCUGGGUAGGGCUCUGCCUUUCGCCCUCUCUGCCUGAAUGCAGACUUGGCAUCACUGUUUCUUUGUCGACACUGCAGCCUCCAUUUAUUCCACUACAUCUGGACUCUGGCGUUGGAGAUACAACUGAAAUGACCUGGUCCAGGGAAAGUAACCAUGGUGAUGGCGGCGAGUGGACGCUACCAGCCCCUCCUGAACUAAGCCCUGAUAUGGUCACUGUCCAAACUAUUCGCCUCUCUAGGGUGCCGAGAGCCAAUUUAAGCGCCAAAGAUGCACGGUAUUAUUCUGCACGCAUUAACUACCGCCUGGGUCGCAGUUAUACCUCCAUAAUGUUCACGCUCUACACCAACAGUGUGUUUAUUGCCGCACCACUGUGUUGGGGCAGUCAUAAGAUAGACCCACGCGCAGCAGGCCACUACACAUUCAUGGUGCAGGGAAUUGAGGAACUCGCGCGUAUCUCCAAAAAGGGCGAUGCCGCUGCUAGGAUGGUAAUUCUUAUUAUAAACAGCACAGGGGGCCCUGCCAGUAAAGUAUUUGCGUGUGUAUGGUGCUGUCAUACUGGAACUAAUGCCAUGAUCUGGAGGCUCGAAGGAGAUAAAUGCUGUUUUAAAUGUGUAUUAAUGGUUGCAUCCACAGAUGAUUUAGGAGCAGGGGUAUUAAUAGCUUGCCAGACAUUUGCUUCCUUAUAUUCGCAAUAGUCUGUGAAUGAGCCAUGAAUUGAUGUUUUAAUGGUCUCCUAUGAACUGAUAACAUUAACCCAGGUAUAGUAUACAUUAUUUUACACAUGGUGUGAUUCCAUAGUAUCUCUUUGCUCGUGCACCAGCUCUAUUCUAGUUCAUUCAAACUUUAGGGUUGGGUAGCUGAUACCCCUAAC